Messenger RNA from Lotus japonicus, 635 nucleotides. RefSeq lists its product as uncharacterized. NCBI's taxonomy places the organism in Eukaryota, Viridiplantae, Streptophyta, Magnoliopsida, Fabales, Fabaceae. The transcript has a single exon. The record is from RefSeq and is a predicted model, not a curated record. The coding region runs from base 69 to 467 and encodes 132 amino acids.
ACCAUCAAAAUUCUGUUUGUUGUAGUACUCAGAACAAACCAAACGCACAUGAUAAACUCCUGGCCAGUAUGGGGUAUUUAAGUGCGAGACCCACUUAUUUGUCUCUGGUUGAUAUCCUCAAACCAAAACCAAUUUUCCGGAAGAUAGUGUCAUCCAUUUUUCGGAAGAGCAACCUUCCUAAUACACCUGUAGUUCUCUUCAAUGCUUUCCGAAGCCAGGAACCCGAGGGAGCCUUCGAUAGACCAGAGUUAUUCUUCCCCCCACCGGAGGUAGCUACUCCUCCUCCUAAUCAAUGCGGAUUUUAUGGAGGUUUUACCAGUGCCAUUCUUGAUAUAAUUGAAGAGACUCAGGGACAAGUUACGAAUGUGGAGCUCGCGCGGAAGGCUAUGGAAAAAACCAGGAUGCAGGUUGUUCCCGGACUUCAUUGCAAUGACUCCCACCAUGCUUAUGUUCCUUUUAUUUGUUGAAACACAAAUGACAAUAUGUUAAUUCUGUUAAGUACUUAAUCCCAAUGUUCAAGGGGUUAAUUGUGUGAUUAGUUAUGGCUUACCAGAUUAGUAAGCUAGUUAGGUGAGUGGGUCUAUAUAAGGACCUUAUUGUAUCUUUCUCUCACUAUUGAAUAAUAGAAAUACUUU